AUGUUCCAGAACGCAGAUAAUCUAGCAAAAUCGACGCAAGCUUUCCAAUCAGCCUUAACAUAUCAUGAUCUCAAUGCUUAUUUCCGCUUUCUGAGAGGAACCAUAGUCACAAGCGAUGGAAAUGCUGGUCGGAUGAGAGAAGAAUUACCAGAGGCCUUUUCGGUUGUUCUCCAACUUGAAGAUCUUCAAAACCGCCUUCGUAAAGUGUCAGGAUUGGCUUCGUUUUCGGCAUCAAUCUCAAUACGAGCACGAACACCACUCCUCACAGCGCUUGAAACGUUAGAAGCUUUCAGUGGAGUUGUGAACAGCAGAUUGUUGGCUACAAAAUAUCAGGAUGACAGUCUUCGAAAACAUUACUCUUACCUAACAAGAGAUUAUGCAAUCGCUCAGCAGAAUAUCGAGGGCUUGCGGUUCCCAGGUUUUGAGAACCAUGAACGGCUUGAUAUUGCUUCAAUAGAAAGGCGCAGCAAUAUUGAUCUCCGACGAUUAGAAGAAGCCCUCCAGCAAGUAAUCAAAGCGAUAAGGCAGCAGCCUAGCUUUGAGUGCUUCUUGCAACCACUUUCUAGGGAUGAGAUAUGUGCUCUGUCCAGGGAAGGCCCUGCCGUAUGUCUAAACAUCAGCCACGUGGGUAGCGAAGCUUUUCUAAUCAGUAAGAAUACAAUCGCUGCAAUCCCACUACCAGGGUUACAAAGACCGGAUGUUGAGAAAAAUGUAAAGAUUUUGGCCUUCAAUAGUAACAGGCGCCGCAGAGACGCUUCUCUAUGCCUGGAUAAAGAGGAUGGCGCUGACGGCGACAAGAUCAAGAAUCAUAAUCCUAAGUUGCAUUCAGCGCUGCUGAACCUCUGGAAUCACGCAGUCCAGCCAGCCUUGCAAGCACCAAGACUCCUAAGGCACGACCCCAAGCCCAAACCAUUACCUCGCGUAAGGUGGGUUGUCAGUGGCAUUGCAUCAUUGCUGCCGCUCCACGCUGCAGGAUCACACACUCCCGGGUCAACUGACUGA
Messenger RNA from Bipolaris oryzae ATCC 44560, 1002 nucleotides. RefSeq lists its product as uncharacterized. NCBI's taxonomy places the organism in Eukaryota, Fungi, Ascomycota, Dothideomycetes, Pleosporales, Pleosporaceae. The coding region runs from base 1 to 1002 and encodes 333 amino acids. The transcript is spliced from 2 exons. The record is from RefSeq and is a predicted model, not a curated record.